AUGGCGGCCAACCAAAGAGUAGGUAGGGGUAGAUCCAUAAUUCUGGUAAUUUACAUGGCGUAUUUGCAUAACCAUGCAGCACCACUUGGCUGCUUUACAGUUGACGGCUGUGGGGAAUUUACACCAACUGGAGCCGAUGGAACACCCGAGUCAUUCCAAUGUGUUGCCUGUAACUGCCACAGGAAUUUCCACCAGAAGGUCGAGAUGGACAUUCCCCCACCCCGCUGCCGUCGACCACCCAGAGUACGACAGGACACCAAUCUAGCUGCUGCUGCAGCUCCUCCUCCUCCAUCAACGCCGCCUCAGCCAGUUGUUACAUUGAAUUAUCCGCCUGCGAGUCCACCGUUAACUGAUAUAAGCUCCGAAGAUCGAGUUUAA
Molecule: messenger RNA, 378 nt
Organism: Fraxinus pennsylvanica
Lineage: Eukaryota; Viridiplantae; Streptophyta; Magnoliopsida; Lamiales; Oleaceae
Source: the annotation of a GenBank genome assembly